This is a messenger RNA of Saccostrea cuccullata (small rock oyster), 2069 nucleotides long. RefSeq names its product histone acetyltransferase KAT8-like. The coding region runs from base 47 to 1411 and encodes 454 amino acids. Gene Ontology annotation, biological process: negative regulation of DNA-templated transcription; positive regulation of transcription by RNA polymerase II. The record is from RefSeq and is a predicted model, not a curated record. Gene Ontology annotation, molecular function: histone H4K16 acetyltransferase activity; transcription coregulator activity. NCBI's taxonomy places the organism in Eukaryota, Metazoa, Mollusca, Bivalvia, Ostreida, Ostreidae. Gene Ontology annotation, cellular component: MSL complex; chromatin. The transcript has 10 exons.
UACAAUAAAUUUGUUUGCAAUAUAUAAGAACACAAAGACAAAGAAAAUGGCAGAAGUUGCGAAGAAUUCAAUGGAAAAUACUGAAAACGAAUCAAAAUAUGCAAACCAGGGCUCCCAUGGAACAGAUAAUAAUGCUUCAGAACCACAAAAGGAGAAAGAUAAAAAGGAUUCCAAAACUUCAGGCCCAUUGCCAGUAAUGGGAGAGCACUACCUUGUCAGACGACCAGACGGGACAUGGCAUGCGGCAGAAAUUAUCCAAAGUAGGGGCAUGGAUCAUGGCAGUGGAAAGCACGAAUACUAUGUACAUUACGAAGGAUUUAAUCGCCGUUUGGAUGAGUGGGUUGAGAUUGACAGACUUGACCUGAGUAACAAACUGGAAGAUCCGCACUGUAAAAUCAAGGACAUGUCUAUCCUGAUGACAGACUUAAGUGAUGGAACCGACAGAAAAAUCACGCGGAACCAAAAACGAAAACAUGACGAGAUUAACCAUGUACAGAAGACUUACGCAGAGAUGGACCCUACAACAGCUGCACUGGAGAAAGAACAUGAAGCCAUUACCAAAGUGAAGUACAUAGAUAAAAUUCAGAUUGGCCGAUAUGAGAUUGAUGCUUGGUAUUUCUCCCCUUAUCCUGAGGAGUAUGGGAAACAGUCCAAGUUGUGGAUCUGUGAAUUUUGUUUGAAGUACAUGAGAUUAGAACGCUCUUACCGCUAUCACCAGAGUCAAUGUAUUUAUCGCCACCCUCCAGGAAAAGAAAUUUACAGGAAAGGAACAAUUUCACUUUUUGAAGUAGAUGGAAAAGAUGCAAAGAUUUACUGUCAGAAUCUUUGUUUACUGGCCAAGCUAUUUCUGGAUCACAAAACACUGUAUUUUGACGUGGAACCUUUCAUGUUUUACAUACUGACAGAAGUAGACAGACAGGGUUGUCAUUUGGUGGGGUAUUUCUCAAAGGAGAAAGAGUCUCCAGAUGGAAAUAAUGUAGCCUGCAUAAUGACCUUACCACCAUUCCAAAGAAAAGGAUAUGGAAAGUUUCUGAUUGCUUUCAGUUAUGAACUGUCCAAACUGGAGGGAACUGUGGGGUCUCCGGAGAAGCCUCUCUCUGACCUGGGCAAGCUCAGCUACAGGAGUUACUGGUCCUGGGUCCUCCUGGAAAUUCUCCGAGAUUUCCGAGGAACAUUGUCCAUCAGGGAUUUAAGUGAGAUGACCAGUAUAACACAGAAUGACAUCAUCAGCACUCUACAGUCUCUCAACAUGAUCAAAUAUUGGAAAGGACAGCAUGUCAUCUGUGUCACACCAAAGCUUGUGGAAGAACAUUUAAAGAGUGCUCAGUACAAACGCCCGGUGCUUACUGUCGAUUCAUCAUGUCUCCGCUGGGAACCGCCUCGUAGGAAUCAGAAACUGGUCAAGAAAUAAUCAGCAGCUUCUGAAGAAAAGCCAAAAAACUGGACUUAAACUAAGAUUUCUUUUAUGACCCAGCCAGCAUCAAUGUUUUGUUUUUUAAAAAAUAUGGAGGGUUUACUGAAAGAUACUUCUAUCUGUGCAUGUAAUUCAAACUUAGUAUUGUGCAAUAAUUUUAUGUCAAAAGCUAAAAAAACUGAAAAGAAAUGUAACAAUAAUGCUACUAUAAGUAAAAAAAACCCCAGUGGUCUGUAUUACUGCUUUUCAUAGGCUCUAUGUGUUUAAAGUGUCUGUUUUGUUGUACAUAAAGCCUUUCAAAUUAAAUUUGAAACAUUAUUUCAGAUUUUUCUUCCUGUUUUGUCAAAUGGCUACAGACUUGCUCUACUAGUUUAGAUUAACAAUUAUCAAUGAGUAACAUCUUCAAUACUGGUUAAAUAAAAUUUUAUUUUUAUUCCAUUCUCCCACUUAAAAUUUUGAUUCCUUAUUGUGACCCCAUCCCACUAUUGUUGACACUACAGUAAAACCCACAUAUAAAGUGCCAGGGAUGAACAAUUUUACUCUGGUAUUAAAGGUGCUUUGUAAUUUGAAGUUAAUAUUUUCUCAGAUUUUCAGUUUGUCAUGACAUAUGUUGCUAUAGCAUUUCACACGAAAAUAUAUUAAAAACAUUUAUUUU